This is a messenger RNA of Folsomia candida, 2355 nucleotides long. RefSeq lists its product as uncharacterized. The coding region runs from base 629 to 2182 and encodes 517 amino acids. NCBI's taxonomy places the organism in Eukaryota, Metazoa, Arthropoda, Collembola, Entomobryomorpha, Isotomidae. The transcript is spliced from 7 exons. The record is from RefSeq and is a predicted model, not a curated record. Gene Ontology annotation, molecular function: protein binding.
UCACGGUGUAUAUAUAAUAAUCAUUUGAGCGUGUGCAUAAAUUAGUUUCAAGUCACAUAUUGUACAUGUAUCGCUAAUAUGUGCAAAGUCGCAAAUAUCUCAAAAGUCAUGCAGAUUACCAUACCCUAUAGUUUGUUGUAUGGGACGCUUGGGUUGACUUUGCCGGAACAAUGUGCUAAAAUAUAAGCACAACAAUAUACUAAAAGAUCGAAAGUUAUCUGUUUAUUUGCGAAUCUGUACAUACAUACCUAAGUAUAUAUUGCUUAGCUUAACUAAAGAUAGAUUCACGAUUUGGCACGCGUCUCUGGUGCUUUCCCAACACUAUUAGUAAACAGAAAGAGUUUUAGUUAGUAGUUCCGUACAUAUCAGUCAGUAUUGGAUCUGGAGCAUAUGCACGAUGCCAAACUAAACGGGAUCUGUAAAUAUCUGCUCAAGCUAAUAAAAUUGUGCCUAUUGUCUUAGCAAACAGUGUUUUAGUGAACCGUGAGGAGGAACAAGUUGCAGCUGGCUACAGAAUACCUCAUUUUUUUUGCAAAAUCUAGAUCUUUCCAUAUCCACGGAUAAAUGCGCAAUUAAUUAAAAGUUGUAUCGAGCCGUUUAAAUCGUUAUAAUUUUCGCCCUCGUAAAAAUGGCUCUGGAGCAUAUAUCAUCAUCCAGAAGCUUGUCCACAACGGAAACAAUUGCUAUUGCGGAAGAACUCCACGGAAAGGACCCCGAUGGCGUUGCGGAAUUUUUAAACUGGAAAUUGGCCGAGUUGGAAGCCAAACGGAAGGAGGAGGAAGCUCAGCAUUUCGGCGUGAACGAAUCUGGCUGGGGCCUCCUUCCCGACCUCAUUUUAGAAAAGAUCUUCUCCUACCUGUCCAUCCAACAGAGAUAUUACGCCUCCUGCACGUGUCGCCAGUGGUACUUGGCCUUCUACUUGCAGAAACCGUGGCACGAUUUUAUCAUGGAUGACUACACCCUGUGCAGAAGAAAGUUCGACUAUGGGGAUAGGAGUUGGAGGUACAUCCUCGACCAUCACCGAGCGCAACAGUUAAUCUCGCACGUGGGACAAUACCUUCGUCACCUUUCCCUCACUCCGACAUCUUUCUUUGGAUUAUUUGCUCAUUACCAUUUUAUGAAUCAUGUCUCUGCAUAUGCGGAAAGAUUUUUGACUGAUCCGGAUUCUGUCCAAGCCUGUGAAUUUAAAAUACAACAUUUUCGCUUCACUUUCUACUGUGAUAUUCCAAACCGUGCGGAAAACUAUAUCAUCGGAACCGGGGGUGACAUCCUUUGCUCAUUAAAACGUAUCAUUUCCAACCUUCCGCACCUUCUUCGUCUCGACUUGAUCGAUCUUCUCCUCAUUCCGGAAGACGCAAUCCACCUCUUGGACGAAGCUUGUUCCGUUUUGUGUCAAAAUCUCAGAAUUUUAACGUUAAUCAACGGCACGAAAGAUCAUUUCAGCCUCCUGCACCCCGCCUGCUUCGUGAACCUACAAUUUCUCUACAUUUCCCCGCAAAACUUGGGGGAGGAGAUGGUCGAAAUGUUGGCUCAUGCCGCACACUUGAGAGAACUGCAUAUUGUGCAGAACAGUUAUACCGGAUAUGCGCAAGGGGUCGAUGCAAAAAGUUGGUUUAAAGUGAACCACUUGUUCAAAGUUUUUCUCAGAACAAAGUCAAAAGUGGACAAGGACAUGGUUUGGCAGGAGAGGGCAAACGUAGUCUCGGUUCUGUACGAUUGUCCAUUCACCAAGUUCUCGUCCACCUCCGUCAUAACCGUGAUUGACCUAUAUUCCGAAAGUAUUAAAGAAUUUGGACACCUCGGACUCCCGAAAUUUACUUCCUCUCGAAAAUUCGUGAAUCGAAUUGACGCCCAACUUUUAACUUUAUGUCGGCGGUGCAUCUACCUCACAAGUCUGUUUGUCCGGGAUCGGAUAAGCACAUCCACCGCUCUUCUAAUCGUCAGUAUGACGCCAAACCUGAGAGACUUUAACAUCCGAAGAAACGCCCUCUUAAAAAAGAUUGACUUCAUGUUUCACCAUAACCUUUUCCUCGACAAUAAUUUCACACAGUGGAUUAAACUCAAUGCUAAAAGUUAUGAAAAGAGUGGUCGCGAAAUUGGCAAAAUUUUGGGAAACUUUGCCUGGAAACCUUUGUCAGAUAAGGAUUUCAAGCUGAUUUGUUCCAAGCAGACGGCGUAUUGAAAAAAAUCAAAAUUUCUAAUACUUCUACGAUAGUAGAUUCCUCAAUUUGUUGGAUGUAUGUUCUUAUAUUAUUAAAAAAUGUUUUUACAUAAAUAUAAAUUUUCAUAUUUUAUCCAUAAGUUUUUCUGCAAAAUAAAAAAUCGUGCCAUUCGACGAUGCAUGCCAUGCCACAA